CGUGUCGAGCGAGUCAUCCCUGAGGCCGCCACGAUGAAGGCUUCGGCUCUGGUGUACGCUGCUGCCUGUGCGGUUUUCAGUGUGGGCGUCGCUGCUGCUGCCACUGCCGCCGGUGUGAGCAAGCCUCUGCCGGCCGCAGGGGCUGCCAAGCCUCCGCCUCCUGCUGGGGCUAAGCCUCCUCCAGGGGCUUCCAUGGCCGGAGGUCCCGCCGGCUCUGCGAAGCCUUCUGGUUCCAAGUCUUCCUCGGCCUCUGGUGGCGGCAUGGGCCCAAGCAGCUUUAUGCCCGGGGGUGGCAUGGGCAGCUUUAUGCCUAGUGGCAUGGGUUCUGGGAGCAUGGGCAGUUUUAUGCCAAGUGGCAUGGGCUCUGGCGGUAUGGGCAGCUUCAUGCCCAGUGGCAUGGGCUCUGGAGGCAGCUUCAUGCCCAGUGGCAUGGGCGCAGGCGGUGCAAGCAGCUUCAUGCCCGGCGGCGCUGCUUCUGGUGGCUCGGGCGCCAGUGGGUCUAUGGGCGAACCAACCAUGUCUCCAGCUGUGGCCAAACUGGUAGCCAAAUAUGAAUCGGCUGCGACUAACUUCAUGGGAAUGGGAGCCGCUUAAAUUCACUUGUUCUUGACCUGGACUGUGGUUCCCUUGUGGUUCCCUUCCCUUCUACAUCGCCGUCUUCAGCAAUUUACCACACGCUAGUCUCCCAUAACCCGAAGGAACUGUUUAAAAUGAAUCUGUGAAGUCUAUAUUACGAGGCAGUGAACAGAACGAGCUCUCAACAACUCUCAGGGGGUCGGAUAUUGUCUAAAAAGUCAAUGGAAGAAGGAAAAUGGUUACUUCGUGCUGACGCGCCUUUUUCCUCUUUCGACUGUGAAAUGCAAAUAAAAAUAUGGCUGUUGGGAAA
Messenger RNA from Penaeus monodon (black tiger shrimp), 886 nucleotides. Its product is annotated as glycine-rich cell wall structural protein 1-like. The record is from RefSeq and is a predicted model, not a curated record. The coding region runs from base 34 to 594 and encodes 186 amino acids. Lineage: Eukaryota; Metazoa; Arthropoda; Malacostraca; Decapoda; Penaeidae. The transcript is spliced from 4 exons.